This is a messenger RNA of Cyclocybe aegerita, 534 nucleotides long. The record is from the annotation of a GenBank genome assembly. NCBI's taxonomy places the organism in Eukaryota, Fungi, Basidiomycota, Agaricomycetes, Agaricales, Hemipholiotaceae.
AUGAUCCUCGUCAAAUCACCGUUCGAAACCCUCGACCUCAUCGCUUCGGCAAUUGAGUCUCCAGCUGAUCUCAGAAACCUGGGUGCAACAUGCAAGCUACUCCAUUUCGUCGUCUCGCCCAGCCACACCCAGUAUCGUGAGAUUAGAGCGCCGCUGUUGUCGCCAGUAUGGAGAGCGCUCACGGAGAACUGCUCCCUGGCACAGAAUGUGCGUGUCGUUGAGGUCCAAUCCACCCAAGUCAGACAAUUUCCUGACCGCGUCGACGGCCCGAUUGUCCCUGUCGCCUUUCUGGAAUCCAUCGUCAAGCAAGAACCCAAGGAGAAGGGAAAGGACAGAGUCAUUUCUGCUGAAGACCCCAGAACAGCGAAUAACGCAGUUGACCUUGCUGCGGGGCGAAUUUUCGUCGUUGCCCUAAAAGCGAUGGUCAACUUGAUAUUGUUCCGGUGGACGGAAAAGCAUGUGACCCGCCCAUCGAAGCACGCGGAUUCGAAGGAGGCGCUUGAGGCUGGACUAAUGUCAUGUCGUAGUCCAUGA